GUCCGUUGGAUAUAAAUCCAGAAAGGGACCGUUGCUUUCGUCCAAAGUCUAUAUAUUAGCGGCUUCAUAUCUCAGACCGAGAGCAUUGAAGAGAGCUUGAGCACUCGUAAACUUACCGCAAAAACUUAGGUCAGCAGGACUCAUUCACCGCCUUGGACUCCCCUUCAAAGUCUAUCUAUCCUAGGAAGACCCAUCUUUUUAUCGCCAGCUGGAUCCAUUAUUGAUACACCUGGAUUACUUCCGUCGCCCGACACCCAAAGGAGAAAAUCUACCCCUCUACUUUCCUUUCCCUACAGUAUUGUUGUGCAUUUCUCAUUUUCAGACCCCACACGGAAAGUUGGAAAUUCAAUCACCAUGGCAUCCAGAAGGAGUCUCCAAGUCCAGCAGGAUUACAACUACGGCCGACCCAUCCCAAAUGGGAUGUCGGGGCCCCCGCGAAGGUAUGGACACCGAUUUGACCAUGCCACCAGGACGUACAAGCUGACGAGAACCAAAAGUACUUAUCAGGACGUCACUCACCCAGGAGCGUUUGACAGUUCCUACUACCCAACCACCAGGUAAGGAAGCUUGUUUCCAAGAACUCGAAGCCAAACCGCUGAAGGACUGAAUUGUGAAGCACCCCAUACAUAUCCGAUGUAGCAGCUUCAAGUUAUAGUCCAAUGCCGAACAUCGCUCCUGGAUCAUCUCUUUUGCGUGCCGACUCGAUGUACAGCACCCCCAGUGGGUAUAAUCCAGGGCCAUCGUCGGCCAUAUACGGAUCUGCAGGUCCCGGAUUCGCUUCUUAUCCCAGUCAGGUCUCCAAUUAUGGCAGAGUUUCGCCCGAAACAUAUCUGGAUGAUUACGUUGUUUCUCAAAGUCCCAAGGACUAUAUUCUUGAUACCCCAAGUCGGGGUAACAAAGCCAAAUCCGAUGGCAAAGGACACUCCUCGCAAAGACGGCCUUCUAACAGAGAUGAAUUUGACGGACCACAUCAAUUUUUGCAACGACCCCCACCAGAAUACAUUGCCCAGCAGGAAAGAGAUUUGCCACAUCUCCCAACCAAUCUGGUGGUCCACGAGCAGGAUGCCAUUCUCACCAGAGUCAAUGAUCGACUUUCUCAGUGUGCUUUCGACUUUGUGGCGAAAUACCAGUUUCCUAUUCCUUUAGCCAAUGGAGAAUUACGGCCAGUGGAGAGACCUCAAGACCGAGAGUGGACGGAAUGGGUAUACCUUUUGAAGCGGCUGGCUACUAAAAGACGUAUCCCUGCAAGAGUUCUAUAUAACGGUCAGAUCAAACAAUUCAUCACUAUCCUGGAAAACUCCUUGGAAAUGCGACAUGCCGCAAAACAUCAAUCACGUCCACCAAAAGACGAUAGGAAUAUACUCCAGUUGAUUUCCGCAGGAAUUCAAGUUGGAAAGAUUCUGAGGGAUGCAGAGGCUAUGUCGUAUUUGGAUCGGUUGUACUCUACGUAAGCAACCCGCCUCCCUGGCUCUUUUCUCAUCCCAAAUCAAAUUGUCUCUAUGGGACGGGAUCUUACUUUGGUCAUUGGGAAAGAAGGAAGUGCUAACGUUUUUGAUAGAACCGAGAAACAAAUCCAGGAACGAGCCGCUGCCACUCGAUAUCGCUCUUGAUGAGACAUUCAUUUGCACAACUUUUACGUUGAGCGUGUAAGUGUUCGAGUUAUUUUCGACACGGGGGCGUUCCGAGUUACACAUAACCAUGUGAUCAACUUUUCAGAUUUGGUAUUGUCCUUGUCCUUGGACCCUUGGGAGUAACUUUCCAAAUUCUGUCAUCUGUUACAUCUCCUUUUUCAGGCCCACCCAGGGACCCAACGAAUCUCCAUGUACUUUUUCUUUACUCUCCGGAUUUGGAUAAUACCCAUGGGCUCAAGACCGGUCGUUGUGCACUUUCUAUUCAUUCUCGCCGGACUUGGGAAAUGCCGGAUUGAAGACCACAAACCGUGGCAUCGGAGCCAAGAACUACCGGAAGAGGAUCUUUUGAAUUGCUGGAAAAAUCGAAUAGAGAGUGCCACUGCGAAUGGUUGGCGGUUCGAGACAGAACAGAUAUCGAGAAUUGAUUCCCUUGUGAGGAAUAUUUAUGAGCAAAUGAUUUUAUGGGCGAUAAAGGCUUAGAAGGCCGAGCGAAGUACAGAUUUGUUCCCAAGUUGCCCCCUCUUUCUUUGAUCUUCCGCCGGUGUAGCUGAUUGUUAUAUUGUCGUGUAUUGGCAUUUGAAGCUUGCAAUUGCUGCGUUUGGAAUUUUUCACAGCAUGUCUUCAGCUCGGGCGUCGCGGCGAUAUUUGCUAUGGAAUUGGAGUGGGAUUUAGUAAGGUGUUAUAUAGUCUCGGUGACAGGAAGGGUAAUUCGCAGAUAUGCCAAGAUGAUGUGGUUGGAAGAGAUAGCC
This is a messenger RNA of Hymenoscyphus albidus, 2380 nucleotides long. The record is from the annotation of a GenBank genome assembly. NCBI's taxonomy places the organism in Eukaryota, Fungi, Ascomycota, Leotiomycetes, Helotiales, Helotiaceae.